Lates calcarifer (barramundi perch) is the source of this 8833-nucleotide messenger RNA. RefSeq names its product potassium voltage-gated channel subfamily B member 1. Gene Ontology annotation, biological process: potassium ion transmembrane transport; protein homooligomerization. The transcript has 3 exons. The record is from RefSeq and is a predicted model, not a curated record. Gene Ontology annotation, molecular function: delayed rectifier potassium channel activity; protein binding. The coding region runs from base 1348 to 3750 and encodes 800 amino acids. Lineage: Eukaryota; Metazoa; Chordata; Actinopteri; Centropomidae. Gene Ontology annotation, cellular component: membrane; voltage-gated potassium channel complex.
CACUGAAUGUGAGUAGCAAUGUCUCUUUUUUUUAGCCCCAAAGCAUGGAUCUGUAUGUUAAAUACAGAGCAGGAGCGUAAUGAGGGGACUGCCUGUACUGUAAACAGUGUCGGCCAUGCAUCUGUCACACUGACACACGCCUGCUGUUUGCAGAGUGAAGCUGAGUGGAAAGUUUAGAUUUCUAUGUCUUACUAGCAGGAGCAGCAUAGACCUCAGAUUGUGAGGCGCUGUUGAGGUUUUUUGAAGGAACAACAAACAACUUACUUGUAUUUGUGCUCACAUUUUAGCAUUUCUGUUGGUUCACACUGUGUUUGAGCCAUGAAUGACGUUACGAUUAAAAGAUACAUAUCACAGUUAAGGCACAAUCAUGGACAAAGCCAGACCCCUUAGGCCCCAGUAAAUGUGGCCUUGGUUGCUGUUUGGUCCUAUGGUAUGGAUUAAUAAGUACAUUUUCCACUGACCCUGAAUGACAGACUUCCUUUCCCAGUUUAGUAAGCAUUCACAGGCUCCCCAUUCAGGAUCACUAGAAUAUUCCUGGGAGGACUUACAGCAUGUCUGCCAUUUGUAGAGAGAUGACUGUGUAGAGCAUCUUCAUACUUUCUUUAAUCCCCUAUUCCUUUUGAGACAUAUGGUGUGUUUAGUGGCCUUACUUAAAAUUAUGUAUAAUAAUACCUAAAAUUGGUGCACAGUCACCGUUCAGCCAAGAUAUUUGUAAGCCUGUAUAAACUACCCAGUUCUGGCCAAGGAUGCGAAUUGUUCAUAUGCUGUUUUCUGGCCACUUACACUGCUGCACAAAGCAGAAAUAUAAUGUAGAUGCACUGGGCAUUGGCUUGCUGGCUCUGUGAGGGUUAAACUCACACAGGCUGCGCCGCUGGAGGAGCCUCACUGAAAUCAGCCCCUGCAGGAUCCCGUUCACAGUCACAGGCGCCGGCCAGCACGCACGCACUCACACUGAGAGCAGGUGAAGGAGAGGUACCGAGAGUAUCCCCGGGUACUCUCGAGAGUCUACUUGUUGAUUCGCCCCGGGAAAGGGUGGACGGGGCAGAAUGGGCACGAUGAUGUCUGAGUAACACAGUUAUGUUUUUCAACAUGUCGGUAGGUAGCUCAUGAUGCCUCCAUCAGCUCCCAGCAGAGCGCCUGGACGGACCUGGACGGAAAUAACAAGUUUUAACGCUUUUACUCUUGAAACGUUGCUGAUGUCCCUCCAUGAGGUGAAUCGGGAUAUACGGGAGAUGCCAACAGGAAAGGAGGAGGGACCCUGAUGCGGUCACCUACAGGACCAUGUCUUCUUAAUCUGCCAGGCUGUAUCUUCCAGUCUUUUCAAGUGACUGAGUGACUUGAGCGAAGAUGAUCAAAACGGGGUUGCGGGCGGCCACCUCGCUGCCGCCGGACACGAUGGACAUCAUCCGGAGCAAGACCCACACCCGCCGUGUGAGACUUAACGUCGGGGGCCUUCUCCACGAAGUCCUGUGGAGGACGCUGGACAGACUGCCCCGCACGAGACUGGGCAAACUGAGAGACUGCAACACCCACGACUCUAUCAUGGAGAUAUGCGACGACUACAGCCUGGAUAACAACGAGUACUUUUUCGACAGACACCCCGGCGCCUUCACCUCCAUCCUCAACUUCUACCGCACCGGAAAGUUGCACAUGAUGGAGGAGAUGUGCGCUCUGUCUUUCAGCCAAGAGCUGGACUUCUGGGGCAUCGACGAGAUCUACCUGGAGUCCUGCUGCCAGGCCAGGUAUCACCAGAAAAAGGAGCAGAUGAACGAAGAGCUCAAAAGAGAGGCCGAGAACAUGAGGGAGAGGGAAGGAGAGGAGUUUACCACCACAUGCUGCUCCGAAAAGAGGAAGAAACUCUGGGACCUCUUGGAGAAGCCAAGCUCAUCAUUUGCUGCUAAGAUCCUGGCAAUUAUUUCCAUUCUCUUCAUUGUGUUGUCCACCAUUGCCUUGUCUCUGAACACCCUUCCAGAGCUGCAGGACACAGAUGAGUUUGGUCAAGCAACAGACAAUCCACAACUGGCUCAUGUGGAAGCUGUGUGUAUUGCCUGGUUUACUAUGGAGUACCUGCUCCGUUUCCUCUCCUCCCCCAACAAGUGGAAGUUCUUUAAGGGUCCUCUGAAUAUUAUUGACCUGCUGGCCAUCCUGCCAUACUACGUCACCAUCUUCCUCACAGAAUCCAACAAGAGCGUGCUGCAAUUUCAGAAUGUCCGUCGAGUGGUUCAGAUUUUCCGGAUCAUGCGUAUCUUGCGUAUUCUGAAGCUGGCCCGUCACUCCACAGGUCUUCAGUCUCUGGGUUUCACUCUAAGGAGGAGCUAUAAUGAGCUGGGCCUGCUCAUCCUUUUCUUGGCCAUGGGCAUCAUGAUAUUCUCCAGUCUGGUUUUCUUUGCAGAAAAGGAUGAAGAGGACACCAAGUUCAAAAGCAUCCCAGCUUCCUUCUGGUGGGCUACCAUUACUAUGACCACAGUGGGCUAUGGAGAUAUCUACCCAAAAACUUUACUGGGAAAGAUAGUUGGGGGUUUGUGCUGUAUCGCCGGAGUACUGGUGAUAGCCCUGCCCAUCCCCAUCAUUGUAAAUAACUUCUCUGAAUUCUACAAAGAGCAAAAGAGGCAGGAGAAAGCCAUUAAAAGAAGGGAAGCCCUGGAGCGGGCAAAGAGAAAUGGUAGCAUUGUGUCUAUGAACAUUAAAGAUGCAUUUGGCCGCAGUGUUGAACUCAUGGAUGUAAUGGUGGAACAAGGAGGUGAACAGAAAGAGAAGGUGCAUGAUAAUCAUGUGUCUCCUAAUCUGCAGAAAGGGACACCCAAACUCAAGUCACAGACCAGCCACAGCAGCCCCACAAAGACCCUGGAGUCAAGCUACCAAGAGCAGGCCAAGCCAUCUAGCAGCCCUCAGCAUCUCAGUGCACAGAAACUGGAGGAGAUGUAUAACAAAAUGGCCAAGACCCAGUCACAACCCAACCUCAACAGCAAAGAAAAAGGGCUGCAGCCCUCAGCAGGUAGGCAGAGAGCUGAAUUUGAGAUGGGAAAUAUCCCCACUGAAGCCAUCUCAAGCACAGGGGAGGCAGUGACAGAUAUGAGGAGCAUGUCCAGCAUUGACAGCUUUAUUAGCUGUGCCACUGACUUUCCCGAGAGCUCUCGCUUUUCCCACAGUCCCAUCAGCAACGUGCCAGGGAGGGUCAGCACCAACCCCAGCUUGGAGCCUACCUUGGAGAAUGAGCAUGAAGGAUCCCAGGGCACCACUACACCCCUGACAGGACGAGGCACCAAGUCUAGUGCGUAUUAUGACAGCCCCAAGGGUGUGCGCUUCAACAACCCACGCCGCUCACUCAAGGUCAACUUCAGAGACAGUGAGGAUUCGGGGACAAGGGCCUUCUCAGACAGCUCGUCAGUCCAGAGCCCAGAGGUGUCCAUCUACACAACAGCAAGCAGCAGGACACCUACCAAGAGCCCAGAGAAUUUACCGCCCAGCAUCUUCACAUUCCAUGAUGCAUCCAUCAAUAAGUUCAUUGAUGCUGACACAGAUGAGGAGGAACACCUGCACGAUGGUUCGGGCACCAACCCAUCCCAAAGACUCCUGGAAAAAGCCAGCCCCAAGUUUGGCCAUCACGCCAGCUUCCAGCAGGGGUCCAACCACACAGAGGGCAUCCAGAGGAAGCUGGGUAACAGCACACUGCCGUUAGAAGGGCAGGAGAACCAUGUGGCUCAGGAACUACAGCCACUUCAGGGAGAGGAGAGUCACUCUAAUGCUUAAAGUUACAAUAUGUGAGAGACCACGGAGGAGACAGACAGGAAGGGAGGAAGCAAAAAAGAACUUCCCAAAAAUAUGAAAGGCACUGAUAACAUUUGCAGGAACAUUUAAAGAAUUACCAGACAAAAUACUUAUCCCAUGAGAGUAGAAUAAUUGUGGAAGAUGGGAAAGAUUUUUGUGUUCUGCUCUCAAACUUACUCUGACCAAGGACUCCUUAAAGAAUUUACUCAGCAGAGGAUUCUGAUCUAACAGGUUUUAAAAAUGGCAAGGAAUGUCCGUCUGAUAAUUUUUACUAUUUAUACAUUUGUUUUGCCCAGAUUAUCAUCUAAAAAUUACAACCUAGUUCUAAGAGUACAGAAUAUCAUUUUUAUAACCAAAAACCUAUUUUUCUGACACCCCUGGAUAAAGCCACUAGCAAAGGCUGUCCAAUCAGUAGCAAACCACAGAGGGCAUUGAAACGUGCCACUGCAAACUGGGAAACAUAUUGAAGUUGGGAUAGUUCGAGUAACUAUGUUGUAGUAUAAAGGGGGAACAUGCAUUUUUCUUUAAGUGAUGAUUGUACAGUGUAUAAUUAUGGCAUUACAAACAUGCUGGGAAAAUGUAUAGUUUGCUUCCUUUAACGUCCUUCCUCAAAACUGGCCUUAGUUCAUGUUCUCAGAUGUUUUACGUUUGUGUUUGUAUGAGUGAGAAACACAGGCAGAGGCACAGAGGGAGAGCACACAAGUGUGUGCAGUAAUUAUCCUUCAGUAUAUUUAUUGUUGUGUAUCGUUAUUGGUCUCUUGUCUUAAGCGUGAACUUGAGGAGAAUCAAGUGUUUCAGUCUGUUUCUUUUCAACAGGAGUUUAGUGUCUUGCUCGUCAUCAUUUCUUUUUCUUUUUCUUUUUUUUACUGCACAGCAUACAUUUAGACAACACAGAGACACUGUGAGGCUGCAUCCUUGGAUUUUUGUCCUUGUUCCCAUUGUGUCGGGCUGCUGGCAAGAGAGAGUACCUUAAGAUGACAGUUAUUUUUAUGAUGAACACAGAAAAAAAGAGGACCGUUUUUUUCUUGUUUGACCAUAUAUUUUGUUUGUUUCUAAAUGUUUGCGCGUGUCCCUCAGAUUGGUGUAAUCAAAAUUUGUUUUUGAAUCUGGAGAAAAUCAAAAAGUCUUACGCUAGUUCAAAAACUCUCUUAAAGGUGUGUCGGAGUUGUCAUUCCUAUUGUAGCUGAUAAACUUAACUUCAUAUAAAAUGACAGAGCUUAUGAGUUUCACUACGGCUGGAAAGACAGCACUGAAAAUCACAAAGAUUCUCUAUGUUGAACUUUCAGUUUUGUAGGAGUGUGAAUAUUGUACAUGUAAGACUACAACAGUAGAAUAUAACAAAAACACACAUUUAUUGUACAAGGUAAAGAACGAAAAUAAUUUAUAUUUUUAAGAUAUUUUCUAAAAGAAUGGACUCUUAGACAAACUAUAUUGUGCUAAUCUCAUAGUUUUGCAUUUCAAUUAUGUACUGCAUUAUUUUGAUGGAGUUGCAUUUAUUAGACAAUAUACUAUAGUAGAUAAAUUUGUAUUGUUUGCUACUGUCUCCCUGUUACUGUCUGUCCCUCUAUCCUUUGUGCAAUGUGAAGAACCAAAGAAUUGUUCUUUCUGAUAACUCAUACAGAUGGUAGUAACUUUUAAUGUUUUCUCUCAAAAUGUUAGAAAUUUAAGCAUUCCUUUUCUAAACGGCAGAAUCUGACAUAUUUCAGGGAGCCAUACUUGCUCGUUCAGUACAAACAUGUAAUCUGGAGAAUGCACAGAUGACAGGACUGGCAUCUGAGGAAGAUAUCUGUUGACAGAGGAUCAAAAAAAAAGAAGAAGAAGUUGGAAGGAAAAUGAAGAGGGAAAACAGAGCACUUUAUUUUACAGCCAUUUUUGAAAUUUAAUUUGAUUAUUUACACACUGUGGAUCUUGGCAAGUGGUUUGUUUUCAGAAAUCCAAAAACAUUAUGCUCGUGUGAGUUCACAUGACAUCUCUUCACGAACAUAAAGCCACCUCGCAGCUACCUACAGCUUGGCCACACAAGCAGCAUGGAGGUACAUCGUGUGUCCGUGGGCCGCUUUAGUUCAACCAAAUAUCCUGCAUCCUGCUUUUCUGUAUGCACCUGACUCCAAACACAUGACCAGUCUGGGUGUUGAUCAUCUGGUGCUCUCGUGCUCUUUGCUACAUUAAUCAUGCAAGCAUGUUUUUAUAACAUUAUUAACUCUACAACAUAUCAUGCAAGCAUGCAACAAAGCAUCUAUUUUAGUAGUGAAUCUUUAUGCUUAAAAAAGUAGUAUUUACUCUGUACGGUUGUUUGCAAUCAUUAGACAUAAUAUGAGUUAGAUAUUUCUGUGCCUUUGCUUUUAACAAACGCCCGCCCUGCACACUGUAUCUGUCGCUGUGCCCUGUCUAAUGGAGCCUGAAUGACAAUUAAAGAAACUGUACAGCAAAUAAACACAUGGAGAACUGGGUCAUCAUGCAACCACUCAUAUAUUACACAUCCACAACCCUUCCUCCAAUGUCUUAACACCUAAAAUGCACUAAACAUUUACAUAAAAAAAGGCCCAGUCCAAACAGGUGCAGACUCACUCAGUAGAGUGAACGACCACUGUUUCCAUGGUGAUGGUUGAGAUGACUGGAUAGCUCACAUUUGAUGCAAGCAAGUAGCCUAAUUUGUAGAGAUGGAGUCCUUAAAGACUCAAAUAACAUAUUUGAAAAUACGCACAGGGUUUGCAUUCUGUUCAUUGGUUCAUUCAUCUCUUUUUUUUUUUCUCCUCACCAGUGGCUUCAGUCUGCUGGGGCUUGGAUUAUUAAAGAAAUGAUGUAAACAGAACACUAGAUUUUGGGCCAUCAUUCCUUUAUGUCACCCUUUCUUUUUCAUAGAAACACGCACGCACUGCAGCAAAUUACAAAAGAAUAGAGAACAGCCCGACCGCCGUAGCGUAUGCCUGAAACUAAGGUGCUGCUGCUGCGAUGUAUAUGUUCACUUCAGCUGCUUAUUCGCGUGGAGAAAACGGGUGUGAGAUGUGAAUGGAAUAGGAAGAAGCAGCAUGUGACAGAGGGAGCAGUGCAGGCAGAGCUGUCAGCCUGAUUAAACCUGACAUUCCUAAUGAUGGCUGUAGCACUCUGCUCCCUCACCUCAUGUCCAACUUCAGCCCGAAUAACUUUUUCACUCAGACAACAUGAUCAUUCGAAACACUGUUUGUGAGCUCUUCUUUGCUCUUUUGAUGGAGUAGAGCAUUCCUCAGGCAAGAAGGCUUCCAUCAUAUUCUGUCUAUAAGAAACUAAGUUGCCGAGCCAGAUUAGGCACAUGGUGUGUGUGUGUUUUUCCAUUACAAGGAGUGCCCUUGUGUUUCAGUCUUUUGUGCAGAAUGACAAUGCAAAAGUGGCAGUUCCUUUUGAGGAUGUGUUCAUUUCUGCAAUUCUAUAAAUAUCAUCUCGGGCACUCAAAGGGAGGGUCUGGGCCAGCAGGAAAAGGCUCAGUUACAGCGAUGUCUUUGGCCAGACGGUGUCAUGGAGUCCUGAGGAAAAACUUUGUAACUAAAGAGUCUGGCAAACAUGGGGCUACUGGGGCUCACAGGAAACUAUUCAAGCAACCACUGGUGUGUGGGAUUUGUUGCAGCCCAGCCCUUAAUGCUGCAUGGUAAUGGGAUAAAAAUGUCAAACUGACAAAUGGUCGUAUGACUUUCACUGUUGAAAGCACUAGAAACAGAAGAAAAGACUAGAUAGGUGAGAAAAAGGGAGGGUGUGUUACACAGUGAAGAGUGGGGAUUCAUUAAUAUUCAUCACACAACAGUCAGACGCACAGUAAACACUGAAAAAUCUUUGGAAUUGAGCCUCUCAUCUUAGUGGACUUACCAAAAUAAGCCAUAGUCUAUUUAAAUGGUUACAACUAUUUUCUCCUUUGGAUGAAUGUCCUUAUUGCUUUUUAUUUCUUUUUUUCUUGUCUUCUGAACUGCACUUUAUUUAUUUUUUCUGAAUUGAAUUCUCUGCUGUCUAGCAAGCAUGCAGAUAAAAAUGUCAGCAUACAAAUUAAACACACUGGUUCAAAUCCAAUUUCCAAAAGCACAAGUUCUAAUGUUAUAAAGUAACAUUUUUUUCUUUCUAAGCACAAUAUGCCACACAAGAGGUUUAAGCCAAAUACAGACACAUAAUUCUUUUUUUUUUCCAAAUCUUCCCCCUUCUUCAGGGAACAAAUCACCUCUGUUCAGCUCACACAGGUCUGUAUGCUGCCCUUACUGUGUCUGGGGAAAUGUUUGUUUUGUAAAGUUUCAUACUUUGUACCAGUUGACUUUGUAGAAUAUUAUCUUUGUGAUUUCCUGUUGUUCAACGCAUGUAGCGCUAUUAAAAAACUUUGUCACACUGAACUUGUAGAUAUCAUCUAAGGAGCUAUAGGAAAAAAAAAUGUCUAUGAUGAGCAAUUUUGAAGCAAUUUUACUGACUGAUGCUUAAUAAAAGACAAUACUCCAGAGUUGGUCCAGUGGGAUUCACUUUUAUCAACUGAAAUGAGUUUUUGUGCAACCACUGAAUACAUAAUAACGGGACUGUGAUACAUGAGAGCAAGCUGGUGAGAUUGUGCAAUGACUGAGCUGGUGCUAGAGACGACACCUUAGACAACAGCAUCCUCCAGUGGUAUGUUCUGUAUUAAACAAGUGUCAGGAUAAAUACCAAAGGUAACUACUUAAAAUGACACAUUUUGGCUCAUUAAACAUUGACAUUGACCUGUGACCGUUAGCCUACUUUGUUAUACUGUGUCCUACUAUAAAAGUUAUUACAUUUCGGUCAGUUACCCAUUUUGGGUCCCUGUUAUUUUAAGGGUUGUAAUGAUGCAAUGUUACAAUCAAUAUCAGUCCGAUUCUCUUGCAGAGCAGCCGUCACAUUCCCACUUGUUAUGUUACAUUACAUCAUGGAUGGCUACACCGUGACCACUGUUUUGAAGAGGAUUACAUCACAGUCAAUGCCAGUCACAACUUCAGGCUUUUCCCAAGACACAAACCAUCUUAACUUCCAUAAAAUGCAGCAAAAAACUUGACAAAACCACUAAAGCCUGCGUCACAAGUACAGUAAGAUGUUUCAAAACAACAAA